Molecule: messenger RNA, 1056 nt
Organism: Heterostelium album PN500
Lineage: Eukaryota; Evosea; Eumycetozoa; Acytosteliales; Acytosteliaceae
Exons: 2
Coding region: 1-1056 (351 amino acids)
Cellular component (GO): endoplasmic reticulum membrane
Source: RefSeq, a predicted model, not a curated record
AUGUUUAAUAUUUAUUCAUACAAAAAUGUUGAUAACCAAGUUGAACUUCAUUGUGCUCAAAAAAUGUGUUGUUAUUUUAUUAUAUGUAUAAAUGGAGUGGAUUUGAUUGAAGAUUACCAAAUUCAAAAAACUUCAAAUAUAUCGUUUGCCAUCGAUCUGUUUGUUUGGACCGAUAAGAAUGAAGAUGGACAUUUCGAGUUUCUAGAUGGUGACGAACCAUACUCUGGCAAUAGCAUACAAGUAUCGCUAUACGAUGCCAAAACCAGACAGCGUGCACUCGGAUUCAAUGGUAAGCCACUGCCCGCUGUCAAAACCAACGAACUUGGACGUGCCAUCAUCGAGAACAUCAAGGAAGGCGAAUACUACCUUAGUUUCGAAAAUAAACCAUAUCUCAAUAGAUGGACCGUGAAAUCGAACAAUCACAAGAAAUACAUGGUCGACAGCUGGCCUGACCAUAGCGGUACCACCGAGAUCAUUCAUUUGAAACGACCGACUCAGAACAGUCUCUUCUGGAAGUACCAUGCGAAACAGCAGCUGGUAAAUGUCAAUAUGGGAACGGUGUCUGCUGGAAUGAUACUGAGUGACGACUACUCACGUUUUGCCAUCGGUCGUAAGGUGUUCCACGAUAUCGAUGACGACGGCUUGUUCACCGAGAAGAUAGACGUGCCGCUUGUCGACGUCAAAGUCAGUCUCUACGAUUCCGACACUGGCAAUAUCAUCGGAGAGGAACUGACCAAUGCCGAUGGUGACUACCUCUUUGACAACCUGAGAACCGGAAGAUACAAGAUCCAACUGGAGGUUCCACACGGCUAUAAGUCGACACUGAACGGAUAUGCCAAACUACACAAACAUCUGCUUACCGAGUGUUUUAUUCUGCGUCCACAAAUCGAUGGUGACUUUAUCCCUUCGCACAACUCCUCAACAUCCUCACUCUCCACAAAAACACAAACCAUCAACCAGAAUUUCAAUUUCCCACUCGUUCUUUCUCAUACCAAUCUCAGAAAAUCGAUUGUCGAAGAGAAGAAUGCCAUUCUUUGUUCAUCUCAAAAUCAAUAA